Neodiprion virginianus is the source of this 2084-nucleotide messenger RNA. It is a transcript of the gene IntS11, whose product is annotated as integrator complex subunit 11. Gene Ontology annotation, cellular component: nucleus. Bases 114 to 1901 code for a protein of 595 amino acids. Lineage: Eukaryota; Metazoa; Arthropoda; Insecta; Hymenoptera; Diprionidae. The record is from RefSeq and is a predicted model, not a curated record. The transcript is spliced from 3 exons. Gene Ontology annotation, biological process: snRNA processing.
AAUAUGUCUAUUAUCUAAACUAAUAUGGCUAAAGCCUAUAAAUAAUUAAUAUACACCAAACAAAGUAAAUCAACGAAAAUAAAAUUGGAGACACGAUUUAAUAAUCACAAAUAAUGCCUGAUAUCAAAGUAACGCCUCUUGGCGCAGGCCAAGAUGUGGGCAGGAGUUGUAUUCUGGUUACCAUGGGAGGUAAAAAUAUAAUGCUGGACUGCGGUAUGCAUAUGGGAUUCAACGACGAGAGAAGGUUCCCGGACUUCUCAUACAUAGUGCCUGAAGGACCAGCCACUAACUACAUAGACUGUGUCAUCAUCUCGCACUUUCACCUGGAUCACUGUGGGGCGCUACCCUAUUUCACAGAAAUGGUGGGCUACACAGGUCCGAUUUACAUGACUCACCCGACCAAGGCGAUCGCCCCAAUUCUCUUAGAGGAUAUGCGCAAGGUAGCAGUGGAGCGAAAGGGUGAGAGCAACUUCUUCACCUCCCAAAUGAUCAAGGACUGCAUGAAGAAGGUAGUCGCUGUUACGCUGCACCAGUCAGUCAUGGUUGACCCUGAACUGGAGAUAAAGGCUUACUAUGCAGGGCAUGUGCUGGGCGCUGCGAUGUUCUGGGUUCGAGUAGGUUCGCAGUCCAUUGUCUACACUGGCGACUACAACAUGACUCCGGAUCGGCAUCUAGGAGCCGCCUGGAUCGACAAAUGCAGGCCAGAUCUGCUUAUAUCGGAAUCAACGUAUGCCACCACCAUCCGAGAUUCGAAACGAUGCAGAGAAAGAGACUUCUUGAAAAAGGUGCACGAGUGCAUAGACAGAGGCGGCAAGGUUUUAAUACCAGUAUUUGCUCUUGGUCGCGCCCAGGAGCUCUGCAUACUAUUAGAAACUUACUGGGAGAGGAUGAACUUGAAGGUGCCUGUGUACUUCGCCCUUGGUCUGACGGAGAAGGCCAACAAUUACUACAAGAUGUUCAUUACAUGGACCAACCAGAAGAUAAAAAAGACGUUUGUUCAGAGGAACAUGUUCGAUUUCAAGCACAUAAAGCCCUUUGACAAGUCCUACAUCGAUAAUCCUGGCGCCAUGGUGGUCUUCGCUACUCCUGGGAUGCUGCAUGCUGGACUGUCGUUGCAGAUUUUCAAAAAGUGGGCACCCAACGAAGCCAAUAUGGUCAUCAUGCCGGGGUUCUGCGUCCAGGGAACUGUCGGCCACAAAGUUCUAAAUGGCACUAAACGCAUCGAGUUUGAAAACCGGCAGAUCGUCGAGGUCAAAAUGGCUGUGGAAUAUAUGUCAUUCUCAGCUCACGCUGAUGCGAAAGGCAUCAUGCAGCUGAUUCAAUAUUGCGAACCUAAGAACGUAAUGCUCGUUCAUGGUGAGGCUGCAAAAAUGGAAUUUCUGAAGGAGAAAAUUAGGCAGGAGUUUGGUACCAGCUGCUACAAUCCAGCCAAUGGAGAAACGUGCGUUAUUUACACUACUGCCAAAGUUCCUGUCGAUGCCUCGCUAGCUCUUCUGAAAGCUGAGGCAAAGAGAUACUCUGCUCUGCCUCCAGAUCCAAAAAGAAGAAGGCUCCUACAUAGCGUGUUAAUGCUGAGGGAAGACGGCGUUUGUCUAGUUGAUGCUGACGAGGUUGCCAGGGCAGCAGGAAUCACAAGGCAUGUAGUAAGAUUCACGUCUACAGUACAAAUAAGGGAUCCAGGUCCUGCCCACGCGACAGCGCUCAAGCUUUUGCAACCAUUAACGGAAAGAUUAGUAGGAUGGACGGUACAACUCACUGAUGGUGCGAUAUCAGUAGAAUCAGUAUUGGUUAAAGUCGAAGGAGGUGAAGAUGAAUCCAAGAGCGUGUAUGUUUCGUGGACGAAUCAAGACGAAGAUUUGGGAAGCUAUAUUCUGGGCUUCUUGCAAACAAUGCUCAACUGAAAUCUUUCAAUCAAAUUUCUAUGAAAGAUUUUUAUACACAGGAUUUUGUAUAAAACUUGUGCGUGUGCACAAACAUAUAGAUAUAUAGGAUUAUUGACUGAUUGGUACUUGUAAAAAUUCAUUGCAGAGAUACGUCAACCAAUCACCCCAAAUUCGUCUUCAAUAAAAUUCAUUGAUUUAUAA